Molecule: messenger RNA, 458 nt
Organism: Drosophila mauritiana
Lineage: Eukaryota; Metazoa; Arthropoda; Insecta; Diptera; Drosophilidae
Exons: 1
Coding region: 85-222 (45 amino acids)
Source: RefSeq, a predicted model, not a curated record
AGCCAAGCGUUCAGUAACGUUUCAAAGCCAGACGCGCUAAGAUUGCUAAUUGCAAAGCUUCGACCAGUCGACGAGCAUCAGAACAUGGAGCACAUUCGAUUUGUUGCCAAAGUCUUUAGAGCCGUGAUCGCCGGCACACUGCUGCUGCUGAUGACCGCCAUUUACCGGGAGGACAACAACUCCGGAUCCCACUACAUCCACCCCAGACACGCCAUGCAGUAGUUCUUCAAUCGUGGUCUACGAAGAUCGAUUCACCCUAGUCCGAUGCAAUCGAAUCGCUCGAAAAUGCGGCAGAAAAACCGGUUGCGUAUCGCCAUAUCAACUAACUGCACAAAUAAUGUUAGGAUUUAGAAACAUAACUAUAUAAAACUCAUCCCCUCGUAACUAAACUAACUUAUGUGCUAUAGAAAUUAGUUCUAGGUUAAAAAUAAAAUAUUAAAUGCAAUGUAUUUAAUGUA